Molecule: messenger RNA, 762 nt
Organism: Prunus armeniaca (apricot)
Lineage: Eukaryota; Viridiplantae; Streptophyta; Magnoliopsida; Rosales; Rosaceae
Source: the annotation of a GenBank genome assembly
AUGGCGGAAGAAGAUGAUUACAUGGGGGACCUCUCUCAGUUCCUGACUCCAGACGCCUCCGGCCCUCCAGGACUUUUAUCCAAAAAGAUUUCUAAUAGCAAAAACCAAAGUAUUCAACCCUCUAAGAAAAAAUCCAAAGCACUAAACUGGCAAGAACAGCGUAAACUCGAUAGGGAGAGAAAGCAGCAGGAAGAGGAUGAGAAAACCUUGGCCAAAAUAGAGGCUGCUCCUAUUCCACAAUCCAACAUAGGAUUCAAACUUUUAAAACAAAUGGGGUAUACCCCAGGCUCAGCUCUUGGCAAGGAGGGAUCAGGCCAGGCGGAGCCAGUGAAGAUUGACAUUCGGCGCUCACGGGCUGGAAUUGGGCGGGAGGACCCACAUAAGGAGAAGAGGAAGAGAGAAGAAAUAAGGACUUGGGCGGAGAGGAGGAACGAGCAGGUUAUGAUGGAGGAGUUUGGGUCUAGGAAAAAGUCACAAUGGCGGAGUCGGAGAGUUGUGGUCAAUUUUAAGAAGGCGCAGGCGGCUUUGGAUCAAUUGGAGAAUAAGGAAGUUGUGCCGCCCGAGAAGAAUGAGGAUGAAGAAGAGGAGGGUGGAGGGGAGGAAGAGGAAGAGGAAGAGGAAGAAAUUACAGAAGAGGAUUUGCUAGAGAUAUUGAUGAAACUGAGAGAUGAGCAUCGAUACUGCCUCUUUUGUGGAUGUCAGUAUGAAUCAAUGGAGGCACUAUUAUCCCACUGCCCUGGAGCUGAUGAAGAUGACCACUGA